AUGACCGGCCUUACUACCGUCUCGCAGCCUCCCCUCCGCCGUGUUGCUGCAACAGCUGGAGCAGAUGUUAUCAUCAAUAUCCUUCAGGAGGACGGUGCGGUCGUUAUCGAAAACUUCUGCGAUUCAGGUGUAAUCGACCAGCUGAAUGGUGAAUUGGAACCAUAUCUAGCUCGCGAUGUCGACCUCUUCAAAAAUUUAGCCGACUUUCACGGUCUGGGAUCCAAGCGUAUCUGCAAUCUCCCCGCGAAAAGCGAGGCAUUCCGGCAGAACAUCCUGAAUGAUACCUUGGUGCAUGAUAUCUGUCGAAAGAUUUAUUCUGAGCAGCAGAAUGUUGACUAUUGGUUGGGAAUGGGAGCAAUGCUGCAGAACUUGCCAGGCGGGGAUAAGCAGGAUUUGCAUCGUGAUCAAAUGUUAUUCCCUCUCUCCAAGGCACUUGGAGAAGCCGGACCAAUGGUCAUGAUCAACUUCUUCUUGGCCCUGGACAAUAUUACUGAGGAGAAUGGUGGAACCCGUGUCAUCCCUGGCAGUCACUUGUGGUCGGACUUUAGUGACCAUGGCGAAGCGUCUGUUCCUGUGGAGAUGAAAGCCGGAGAUGCGUUUCUUCUGGGUGGCAAGACAGUCCACGCUGCUGGCCAGAAUGUAAGCCAGGAUUCUAUUCGUCGACUCAUCAUCUUUGGGUUUCAGCCGGGGUACCUGACUCCCUUUGAAUCGUUUAUGGGCAUACCGCGCGACAUCGUUGAGAGUAUGACACCUCUUGCCCGAAGAAUGAUUGGUUGGGGAUCACCCAUGGUAGAGGGGUUGCCCGUGUGGACAAUGGAUUCUAAAGACAUUGGGCUUUGGCGGGAGAGAGAAGGGGUUCAGCACAAGCUUAGCACUUAG
Messenger RNA from Penicillium nucicola, 879 nucleotides. RefSeq names its product phytanoyl-CoA dioxygenase family protein. The transcript has a single exon. Lineage: Eukaryota; Fungi; Ascomycota; Eurotiomycetes; Eurotiales; Aspergillaceae. Bases 1 to 879 code for a protein of 292 amino acids. The record is from RefSeq and is a predicted model, not a curated record.